Molecule: messenger RNA, 9421 nt
Organism: Peromyscus leucopus (white-footed mouse)
Lineage: Eukaryota; Metazoa; Chordata; Mammalia; Rodentia; Cricetidae
Gene: Rnf150
Product: ring finger protein 150
Exons: 7
Coding region: 684-1997 (437 amino acids)
Source: RefSeq, a predicted model, not a curated record
ACACACACACACACACACACACACACACACACACAAAACAUACACAGACACGCACAAAUCGCUGUACCCCUGUCCGCACGCUCCCCACCCCCCAUCUCAUCCACCGGGAACCGUCCCCUCCCCUCGACAAGUGAGCGUCCCGGGCGUAGCCACCUAGUCAGGCCAGGAGCGCAGCGCCCACUGCCCUGGGGAACCCACGCGUAGCCGGAGCGACCGCCGCGACUGCAGCUGGACAGACAGUCCCAGCCCCAGGGACCUCGAGCAACCCGCCCCCGCCCCGCCCGGCCGCGACUAGCAGAGCCGCCACCCCCUCCAAACUCCAGGACCCCAGCCACCCCUAUGAGAGAAGGCGACGCAGGGCAGAGAGGAGCAGGACGCCGGGCAGCCAGACUCCCCUGCAAGCUUGCAGCGUCCGCUCGGUGUCGGGGCCGCGAUCACCACCCGGGAAGCCGGAUGCCAGCGCCGCGCGUCGGCUGAGAGGGGACAGGGCCGGCUUCGCCCGCUCGCCCGGAAUCCGGUCUCCGUAGCGGCUGCGUGUCCCAGCUGGGGCCCCGCCGGCCCGGGAGUGAGCCGCAGCGACAGGAGGACCCAAGCGGCCGACCCGGGGUUGGCCCGGGCUGGGGAAGGAGGGACGGAGCGGGAGGAGGGCACAGGGGGCGGGGAGGGGACCCUGGAGGAGAGAGAUGGCAAUGUCUCUCAUCCAAGCGUGCCGCAGUCUGGCUCUCUCAACAUGGCUGCUUUCCUUUUGUUUCGUGCAUCUGCUCUGCCUGGACUUCACCGUGGCGGAGAAGGAGGAAUGGUACACCGCCUUCGUGAACAUCACCUAUGCGGAGCCCGAGCCCGGGGCCGCGGUGACGGGCGGCGGCGGCGGCGCCGAGCUGCACACGGAGAAGACCGAGUGCGGACGGUACGGUGAGCACUCGCCCAAGCAGGACGCGCGCGGCGAGGUGGUCAUGGCCAGCUCGGCCCACGACCGCUUGGCUUGCGACCCCAACACCAAGUUCGCCUCGCCGGCCCACGGCAAGCACUGGAUAGCCCUCAUCCCCAAGGGCAACUGCACCUACAGGGAUAAGAUCCGGAACGCGUUCCUGCAGAACGCCUCGGCCGUGGUCAUCUUCAACGUGGGCUCCAACACCAACGAGACCAUCACCAUGCCCCACGCAGGUGUGGAAGACAUCGUGGCUAUAAUGAUUCCUGAGCCCAAAGGGAAGGAGAUAGUAAGCCUGCUGGAAAGGAAUAUCACCGUGACCAUGUACAUCACCAUCGGAACCCGGAACUUGCAAAAAUAUGUGAGCCGCACAUCGGUUGUGUUUGUCUCCAUCUCCUUCAUUGUCCUGAUGAUCAUUUCCCUCGCAUGGCUGGUCUUUUAUUAUAUCCAGAGGUUUCGAUAUGCAAAUGCCAGGGACAGGAACCAGCGCCGUCUGGGAGAUGCAGCAAAGAAAGCCAUCAGCAAGCUCCAGGUCAGGACCAUCAGGAAGGGCGACAAGGAAACAGAGUCUGAUUUUGAUAACUGUGCUGUCUGCAUCGAAGGGUACAAGCCCAAUGAUGUGGUGAGGAUCCUGCCCUGCCGGCAUCUUUUCCACAAGUCCUGUGUUGACCCCUGGCUUCUAGACCAUCGCACCUGUCCCAUGUGCAAGAUGAACAUUCUUAAAGCCCUAGGGAUCCCGCCCAAUGCCGACUGCAUGGACGACUUGCCCAUUGAUUUUGAGGGCUCUCUAGGAGGCCCACCAACCAAUCAGAUCACAGGCGCCAGUGAUACCACAGUAAACGAAAGCUCAGUCACUUUGGACCCUGCUGUGAGGACAGUGGGAGCCCUACAGGUGGUCCAGGACCCAGACCCUGUACCCCAGGAAGGAGAAGCCAUCUUUACAACUAACAGUGACCAGGAGCCAGCAGUGAGCAGUGACUCUGACAUCUCAUUGAUUAUGGCACUGGAAGUGGGACUGUCUGAUGUAGAACUUUCCACUGACCAAGACUACGAAGAGGUGAAAUCUUGAAAUGGUAGAAACAGAGAAAAGGAAACACAGGACCCAGGGGACAAGAAGGAAGCAUGCUCCGAGACUUGAACUGGAUACACAGCCUUCAGCUCGCCAUGGCAACCCCAGGGCACUCUGUUCAAGGGUGGUAACGAAAGCAAUACCCAAAGUCUGCAGAAUCAGGAUGCGGGUUCCCAUCUCUGCAACAAUCUGUGGCCUUGGUGUGGAAGUGGAAAGCUGGAUUCCUCCGUGUCAGCGCAGACACGCAGCAGAAGGUCCUGCCGCAGGCUGGAAGGAGACCUGUGUGGCUUCUUUCAGCUUCUCCCAUCUUCUUGUUCUUGUUUGGAGAAGAUGGUCUCAAUCCCUGGCAAUUUCUUUUUAAAGAUGAUGUGUAGUUUACAUCUAUCCCCUUGUUUCCCUUUGAUUCACUCGGGCCCUUGUACAGAGGUCUGUUUAGAAGUCCUGGUUGCUGCUCCAAUGAUCAGUUAGUACCACAUCUCUGAGAUUUAUAGUCAUGAGCUCUCAGUAUGAAGUGUGUAUGACUUCGAGAAUUGCCUCAGCACCCUGAAAUGGUGGAAGACCAGAAUUUAUCAAGUGUCUAACUCCCUCCUCUAAGAGGGUCUUGACGAACCCAGCUGCCAGAGACAGUGACAGCAAGUUCUGGAUCUGCUGAGUCCAUUGCUCAUUAUUUUCACCUACAUCAUGUAGGGCCUCCACUUGCUGUGCUCUGUCCAGGGCCACCGUGGCAGAAAGAGCUUUCAGGGAAGAGGGUGGUGCAUCUGACUUCAGGGUCUUACUCUAAAACUCAGAAGUUCCCCACAGGGCAUGAAUCCAAUGCUUAGAGUGUGUGGAACUAUAAGCCUGGUUUAAAAAUCUGAUACCCCGUCUUCCCAGGGCUAGGAAGAUGCCUGUCUCCCUGGUUAUCCCCAAGGCCUCAGCAGUCUAUCACCUUUGUAAGUGAGUUCUGUGGGUGCAGGCUAUAGAGAAGACACAAUCGUCUUUUUUAGGUCACUGGCAUCCAGGUGUAAACUAACUUCCGGUUCUGUUCUGUUAAUCCUCACCAGCCUACAUGGAAAGCUCUAAAUAAAUCCUUAGCACUUUGCAGCUUGGGUCUUCCUGAGAGCAUCCUGCUACCAAGAGGAGGAUGAGGUAUGAUUUGAUAAGGUCUGAGCCAAAAAGCACGUCAUGGGGAAUUGCUAAAUCGAGUUUCUCCUGAUUAUGAGAAACAAACAAACAAAAAAUAACCAAUGACUAUCAAAAUCCACCUUACUAUAAAGUAGUUUAUGAUUUUAUUCUUUUUUUGUUUGUUUGAAAUAAUGACAAAAAUGUGCUGUUUUUCAUGUGAACAGUUUUGUGAUCCGUGCACCCUCUGCAGAGGGUGACCAGGAGGAUCUCCUCAUCAUCUCUAGCAGUUGGCAAGGUCACACAGAGCAGGGAUUAACCAAGAAAGCAAGCUCUUCCCACUGAGCUGUAUUUAUGUGUUUGAUUCGGUCUUUUCCACCUCAUUACACUAAUACUCCUUCAAACAGGGCUUGGUGGAGCUGUGAAUCCUUGCUGCCCACUGGAAUGUUGAGUCCAGAGCAGCAGAGUUCCCGGCUGCUCUUUUUCUUGCUACCUUUAGCGAGUUCCUAUCUGAUGGUGUAUGCGUACAGCAAAGCAGGCAAAGGGAAACAGCCUUCAGAAAAACCUCUUCUGUCCAAGGUCCUGCACGUCCCAUAGUUAACUCCAGCCUCCAAAGGCUGAGAAGAUCCAUCGGAAGGAAGUAGGAGAGCUCUGAACCAGGAUGUGUACAAUGAGGAAUUUAGCAGAUGCUGAACCAGGAUGUGUACAAUGAGGAAUUUAGCAGAUGCUGAACCAGGAUGUGUACAAUGAGGAAUUUAGCAGAUGCUGAACCAGGAUGUAUACAAUGAGGAAUUUAACAGGUGUCUCUCACAGUUUGCUCUUUUUGGGAUCACUCAUUUGCACUUCUCCAGUGGGAUCUUUUGUGAAAACAACUGUGUCACAUAGCAAAUUUUGAUAUGAAGUCUAAUGAAAUUAGGGUAAUUCAACAGCAAAAGACAUACAAAUUAUAUUGCAUGCCCAGGAAGAAAAAGUGUUGGUGGGCGUUUUCUGUGUUUGGUGGGAGUUUUCUGGCCAAUGGUCAGGUAAAUUGCCGUUUAUAUAAGCAAGCCCUUGACCUGAUAUCCUAUAAGAGCCUGAAUGGAUGAUGAAAGGUCCAAAGGUCUGUUCUCUUUACCAUAGCCUUCCCUGAUACCCCUCCACAAUAAGAGACUCUGACGUGGGGGUCCAGUAACCCACACAUGGCUGUACAACCCAGAAAUGCAAACUGAAUAGGCAUUUACAUGCAUGCAGUUUUCUGUAGCAAGUAUCUGCACCAACUCUGUCAAACAGAAAUACAGCCCAAGUCACAGACACUUUUUUUUUUAAUUUUCCAUUACCCACAUUUUAAGAAGAAAAAAAAAAAACAGGUGAAAAUAAUUUAUUAAUAUCCUUAUUUAACCAAAUAUUAUUGUUUUAACAUGCAAUUGAUAUGGAAAGUAUUAAGGAAAUAUUUUCCUCUCUUUUUUAUUGUAGCUUCUAAAUCCAUUACGUCUUUUACACACACAACACAUCUCAAUUUUCACUAGCCACAGCUUAGCUUCCAGUAGCCACAUGUGCCUAGUAGCCACCAGCUAGAAAACACAGCCUGAGAGAUGCUCCAGAAUCCUUAAAAGGACAGAAGAAAAGGGAGAAGAUUACCUCAGUUCUCACGGAGAGAACCAGACUCCACCCAAGCCACCUAAAGAGAGGGCCUGGGGUGUACUUGUUUCAUAAUUAAUAUUGGUUCAAACAGCCUAUACUAACUUCCUGCUUGAACUUUCUAAGCACUAAUGUCCACUAUCAUCAACUGUUACUUCUCUGACAAGUUGUUUGUUAAAAAAAAAACAACAACAAGACAACCAACCAUGCCGAUUUGGUGCUUAAAUGAAAUUACACCCCUCACUUCUAUGACAAACCUUGAGACUCACGUGUGACACUUAGCCAAAGAGAAUUUACCUCAACCCCUAAUUCUUCUCUUUGUGGCUGCCCAGUUCUAGAGCAGAAGUCAGAGGCCUGAGGAAAAGCACAGGGAACUGUAGACUGACCCCAUGUAUACAACCGUGUGGCCUUGUCAAGAAGGGAUUGGGAAGCUGGUAACCCUUCAGCUUAGUGAAUGGCCAGCAGCUUUCAGUUCAACACCGCCCAUCAUGCUUAGGCCAUGGAGGGAAAGAGGCUUGAAUCCCUUCAGAGUCCCCUUCCGAAUGGCUUUCUCCAAGGUGGUUAGUAAUCCUGGGAGCCAAUGCCUCAUAAAUACAGCAUUUGAACAUUGACUAGCCCCUAGAACUUGGUCAUGCCUUCAGUGUCAAUUCUGGUCACACAACCCAGGGACAGAUGCAGUAUGGAGAAAGUAUGAUGAUAAAUGUAACAGAGGCACCCAGCUACUUCAACACUGCAUGUAGCAUCCUGGCCAUGGAAACGAGUCUCUGUCCAAAGGUUUUGUGUUGUUGUUAUUUUUGCUUUAGUAUUUUUCUCAUCUGUGAGUAUUCACGGGUCUUCGAUAGUCAUGUGGUCCUAUUAAGAACGGUUGUGCCCAGUAACCAUUUCGGCUACAGUCCAGACAUCCCUGGGGCUACCACACUUCCAGGACCAUAAAGUACGACAGUCUGCCUAAGAUUCAUUGUUGUAAGUUUAGUUGGUGUGAAAUAAAUUACGGAGUGUAAGAAUUUAAUAGUGUUUAGUUGUCCACUGAAUGCAUAUCCUUGGCUGAACAAGAAAAUUACCCAAUAAAAACUUACAGAAAUUUUAGGGAGUAGUGUCACGCCCCGUAUGAAGAGAAGGCCCAGCCUUCUGCAGUACUGAGGCCAUUGAGGUGACAUCCUGUAGCAGUCUUAACUUCUCUGCCUUGGGUUUCUUCAUUUUCCUGUGUUUCUGAUUGCCUGUUUCCUUGUAUAUACAUGCGAGCGCGCGCGCGCACACACACACACACACAUGCACGCACGCGUGCACACACACUUUCCCUAUCUUACUCCUCAUUUCUUUUUUCGUCCUAGUCUACUUUUUAUUUUGUCACGUUUUCUUCCUACAAGGAAUGCUCCAGUAACACCCACCUGCCGCUGCUCCCCACCCCCCAGCUUGGUGCUGGAAGUCCCCUGAAUAAAUACUGGUGAGGCUACAAUUCCAGGAUGCUGUGGAGAUCUGCUAUCUUACAUGGCCAGAACCUAUAACCUUCUAGUCUGUGUGCCCCAGGAGCAGGUUCUGUGGCCCCUCCAUCUGACAGCUGCCCAAGCUCAGUGCCUAGCUUCAGGGCUUGCUUCCUGGACAUGAUCAUGAGCCACUAACACUGUCAAAGAGGAACAAAGUCCCGCCCCUCCAAAGGUCAAAGGUUGGGCUGCCUGCUUUCUUGAGUAGCAUCUCUGUCCCUGCUGGGAAGGAGCAGGGUUGAUGGCUACAUUUCACAGGGGAGGUGACCCAAAGGACAGCAACAAGGAGGUGGGAUCCCAAGUCAAAGCAAGGCUGGCUAAGUGGGAAGUCUCUAGAAAAAUGCCCCUCCCCUGGGUUUAGAGCUUAUCAGUGGGUCCCAGGGAGAAUGGGUGUUUAAGAAUUCAAUAUUCGUGAGUUAAAACACUCUUGAAUUGCAAAGAAGAUUGGAAUAGCCUGAAAAGCAAGUAAGUCUUAGUUUCUCACUGAUACGCAGGUAGCUCUCUCUCUGCCUUGCUCCCAACACCAGGCCCUUUACAGUGGGACAGUAGUGUUCAAAGUCCGGUAGAUAGAAAGCUACUGUGCCCCGCUGUGAGCCUUUUGGUGGCACAGUGCUGUUCCAGAACUAAUGAAACCAGUGCGAAUCCUGGAUGUGGAUUUUUGAUUACCACACCCUUUGAUCACAUCAGUUCCUGUCCUGUGCCACUCACUCUCUCCCUGUCUUAUGCCCUUCAUAAUCAAGUGGCUCUUCAUGAACCUCAGUGGCCAGACCCCUGAACCCCGUGGCACUGUUCAUGUCCACACUCACUGCACAGCUGUUUGCUCUCUGGCCAUGUGAUACGUGUUUGUUGAGGAUGAUUAGGUGAGGUUGUGUUUCUUGUAAGAGCUCUAAACACAGGCAGACUGAAAAUCUACAGGGAACGGAGAGAAAGCUGAGGUACUCAAAGUCAUUGCUGAUAGAAAGUCUGUGGGGUGGCCAUCCUUAGGCCAGCGGUGACCUUGGGGAAACAGGGAAGAUGUGAGGACCAUGUGUGCUAAAUAAACCAAAGACUGACACCUCCCCACCAAUGGACACAUGCUCUUCCAUGAACUAGCUGAAUUUUCUCCAGAUGUUCUCACAAACAAAAGUCAAGAUGGACCCUUGGUGGCUUUGAUUGGGGGGGGGGCUGCUGCUUGGUCUUGCUAAAUCCACAACUCUGAAGUAGAUAACUGUGGCCUUGGUGACAUGUCAUCUUUGAUCUCUAGUGUUUAACCCUCUUUUCCCUUCGAAGCUUCCAGACAAAUCUACCACUUAUAUUGAACUCAGACUAUUGUUUGUUUUCUUUGAGAAUGUGGAGAUUUUAAAUAGCCAAAGAAUUUUCAUGUAUAAAAGCUAGCGCACUGUAGUGUAUCCUGUUCUUUGAAGAAAAUACCAAAUUGUCACCUGUAGGAAAAGAACAGCGGAAGGAUAGACAGCGCAUGGACUUAGCGCUCUAAACUCGUGUUGGUAUGUCAGUGCUGUGGGAUGUUAUUGUAAGGGGCAGAGCGCCCUCUGCUGGAACAAUACCUAGAUUAGUUCAGCAAAUUUAUUUGCCAUGGGUUUCCAUUUCAAAGUGUGUCUUACUUUUCAUCCAUACCAUUCCCUCAAUAGUGGAGAAAUUGGUUGACACUUAUUAAAGGAGGAGAGAAAAUCAUGAACUCUAAAGAGCUGUGGGAGACCUCAUCAGACCCGUUUUAAAACGUUGUUGUGUUCUGUUGCUGUCUGGGAAGGUGCUUCCGGCUAGGAUGUAUGCAGAAUUAUCAGCAGAGGUCUGUUUGACUUAGCUCCACUUCCUCAUGUGAAAUCUCAAAGGAAGGUCAAUAAAAGGACUUCUUCCGUAUGAAUGUAAAUGGUGUGAAAUACCCAAGUGUUUUGUAUGUGUACAGAAUCAAUUUACUUCCUGCUUUCAACUUACUAAUAGGAAAUGAUUGUACCAUUUUAUAAUUGAGGGAGAGCUGGAGGUGGGAGAGGGGAGGAGGGGGUGCUAUUUUUAUAGUGGGAUGUCCAUUAUGCUUAGAAAACUUGAAGUCAUUUUGUAUUGUGAAGUUACAUUCCAUUCGUUCCCAGGGGUGAGGGUCUUCGUUAAAACUCUCAUCAGAUGGAAGGAAGAAUUCUCUCAUUUGCAGGAGAAGCUCUUGAGUGUCUGUGGUGCCGCAUGUGGCACACACUUCUGUAACCUGCAGACCAUAACCAGCAAUUGUCAAGUUCAAAAGCAGGGGCAGGGGGUAGGGCGCAUUUUUUUUUUAACUCUCUGUGUAACACAUUAUUUGUGAUUUUCUUUUAAAAAAAAUCUACAAAGAAUGGAUUUGCAAGUCUGAAAUAAUAAAGCAUGACGUCAUAAGUCUUUCUCCAGCAUCACUAUACCCAGACAAAGGGAAAAUCCAGUGGCUUUGAUUUCCUUUCCUUUCCUUUCCAUUUGAUGACAUGAACCAUGUGCUUCUGCUGUAAAAGGAUGGUGCCACGGUCAGCAUUUUAUUGAGCUUGCCCACGAGGUCACUUUGGCAGGUCCAUGGGUCCAGUGUAGGAUGACCCCAUCCCAGCAUUUCUCCUCAUUUCAGUCUGAGGACAGGAGAUGGGCUUUUCCUCAACUUCUUCGCCCUCUGAUCCACAAAUUACAAGAACCAACUCUGAGUGGUUUUCCAUGGGGAAUUUUGGACUUGGAGUUUGGUUCACUCUCAUGUGCUGAAAUAUGGUGGUGGUGUGUCUACAUCCAUGCUGGGAAGAUAUCAUGUGCUCUGCAGAGUCCCCUGCAUAUUUACAUGUGUGUUCUUUUCGGUUUGUGGUCUGUUCAGUCCCUUCCUCCCCACCCUGGACACCUACCCUACUUCUCUUAAGCACUUUAUAUCUCUUUAAGUACAAAAGAAAUUGGAAGAAAGGAAAAACCAAACCACCCCUGGCUUUAGAGGACUGGGUCUUCUGUUAGGAAAGGCAGAUUCAGUUUGCUUCGGUGUCUUCUCGGUGUGCUGGGAGAGCAUCUGCGGCUCGUCGGGUCCUCACUAGUGAUGAGAUGUUAAGGAUGACAGUUGGAAACACUCGAUCAGACAUGACUAUUUUCAUUAAAGACUAUAAUGUAAAUAAGUGCAACUGUGUUCUGAUGUACGGUCAAAAGAUAUAUGAACUAUAAAGAACUUAACACGAGGAUUGUGACUUCCAGGGAAUUUUUGUUUGUUUUGUUGUUUGGGGUUUUUUUAAUAAAAUGGAAACAGAU